Penicillium bovifimosum is the source of this 2412-nucleotide messenger RNA. Its product is annotated as glycoside hydrolase family 95 protein. Lineage: Eukaryota; Fungi; Ascomycota; Eurotiomycetes; Eurotiales; Aspergillaceae. Gene Ontology annotation, biological process: carbohydrate metabolic process. The coding region runs from base 1 to 2412 and encodes 803 amino acids. The transcript has 5 exons. The record is from RefSeq and is a predicted model, not a curated record. Gene Ontology annotation, molecular function: alpha-L-fucosidase activity.
AUGUCGAUUCGAUUGUUUCGGACGGUCACAGUAUGGUGCUCGCUACUGCUUCCCCAUGUUGGGGCAGCGCCGCCAGACUCUGCAUCCAACCCAAAUAGAAUUUGGGACACUUCCCCUGCAUCCAGCUAUUCGGACAAUUAUCCUAUCGGCAAUGGACGUGUCGGCGCUAUGGUAGGUGGGAGUGCGUCCUCAGAGGCCAUCCAAGUGAACGAGGACUCAUACUGGUCGGGAGGCUUGCUACAUCGGGUCAAUCCCGAUGCAUACCAGACCGUGAAGCAGAUGCAAACGCUGCUCACCGGAGGAUUCUUGCAGGAUGCUUCUACCAUAUCAGGUUAUGGUUAUCAAGGCACCCCUGUGUCAACGCAACAUUAUGGGAGUAUGGGUUAUCUGACCUUGGCCAUGAAUCACACCAAAACCGUCACUGGCUACCAGCGGUGGCUUGAUCUUGAAGAAGGAGCCGCCGGCAUGUAUUACGUGAGUGAUGGCGUUGAGUACACUCGAGAGUAUAUCGCAAGCAACCCAGAAGAUGUUAUCGCUAUACGAAUUAAAGCCAGCCAACCCGGUUCUGUCGGUUUUACAAUUCAUUUUGAUCGUGGAUCUUCCCUCAACAGAUGGGAAGCAUACAGUGAACCCCUCGACAAUAACACCAUCCUUGUUGGUGGCAGCUCAGACGGUGUGGGUGGAAUUGACUGGGCUGCUGGCGCUCGCGUGGUAAGCUCUGGCGGCUCAGUCUACACACUUGGAGAUUAUGUCUUUUGUUCCGGAGCAGACGAGGCAACCAUCUAUUUCACUGCCUGGACAACAUUCCGCCAGUCUAAACCCCGCAAUGCGGUGCUCUCAGUCCUCACUAAGGCUGCCGGAAAGAGCUACAGCUUGGUCCGCGAGACUCAUGUUACCGAUUACCAGAAAUAUAUGUCAAGAGUCUCGUUAAACCUUGGGAACUCAACGGCCGCUCAGAAAGCGAUGACCACCCCGAAACGAGUGGCUGCGUUGAAUACCACCGCCACUGCAUUUGAUCCCGAAUUGGCGGCGUUAUAUUUCCAGUUUGGACGAUACGUAUUGAUCGCAACCUCGAGGGCAGGGACUCUUCCUCCCAAUCUGCAGGGGAUAUGGAAUCAAGAUAUGGACCCCCGAGUGGGGCUCGAAAUAUACCAUCAACAUCAAUUUAGAAAUGAAUUAUUGGCCGAGCUUGACAACCAUGUUGUCGCACAGAAGAUGUACCACGCUUCGGGGAUCGUCGCUCACCACAAUACCGACUUGUGGGGAGACUCUGCACCGCAAGAUAAUUACUUCUCUUCGACCUGUUGGCCGAUGGGAGCCAGCUGGCUGAUCACUCAUCUCAUGGAACAUUAUCGAUUCACCGGGGAUAAAGCCACCCUCAAGUCAAACUACGACCUCCUCCGGAAGACUGUUCUCUUUGCUCUCGAUUUCGUAACUCCUUAUGGAGAGUAUAUGCUUACCAACCCCAGUAUCUCGCCGGAGAAUGUCUACUUUAUUCCCAAUUCGACAGCACAGGCUGCAAUUACGUACGGACCAACGAUUGAUAACUCGCUGCUGUGGGAAAUACUAGGGGAACUGGUUGAUGCUCAGAGAGAGCUCGGCAUAAAUGACAAGAAGCUUACGGACGCGGCAACGGCUCUAAGGAGUAAAUUGCCCCCGUUGCGCAUGAAUCAGUACGGUGGUAUUGCAGAAUGGAUCCAUGACUACAACGAGACUGAUCCUGGUCAUCGACACUGGUCCAUGCUCUGGGGCAUGUACCCAGGUUCACAGAUUACAGCUUUCAAUCAGACCACUUUCAAUUGGGCGGUUUCGAGCAUUAAUCGUCGCCUGGAUCAUGGCAGCGGUUCCACUGCCUGGUCUCGAGCUUGGUCGAUCGCUCUCUCCGCGCGAGCUUUCCUGCCCGAUCUAGUACAGUCGAACCUGGCUCAGCAAUUGGCAAACUACACUACCGGAACCUCGUUCCUGGCAACCGGUCCUCCAUCACCCUUCCAAGUCGAUGGGACUCUCGGGGGCCCUGCUGGCAUGGUCGAAGCUUUCCUCCAGAGCCAUGAGACGGUGCUCGCGGGCAAUAAUGGCACACUCAUUGCAGCCCAAACUGGGGACGCGAACAAAAUCCACCUGAUUCGACUUCUUCCCACACUCCCCUCUACCUGGGCUGCAAACGGAGGAGGGUCCGUCUCAGGUCUGGUAGCUCGUGGUGCCUUUGAGGUCGAUAUGACUUGGUCAAGCGAUGGGAAGCUGAGAGAGGCUACUAUUACGUCCAACUUAGGUAACCAAGCAUAUGUGACUCUGGGUAGCUCACCGAUUGGAGCCACGAAUGCCACCAGUAUCACAGUGAAUGGCGUUGGAUCCGGCGGGUUUGUCUUGUUACCAUCAAGAAAAGGACACAAGUUCAAUGUAUCCCCUGCAUAA